Pleurotus ostreatus (oyster mushroom) is the source of this 501-nucleotide messenger RNA. RefSeq lists its product as uncharacterized. Lineage: Eukaryota; Fungi; Basidiomycota; Agaricomycetes; Agaricales; Pleurotaceae. The record is from RefSeq and is a predicted model, not a curated record. Bases 1 to 501 code for a protein of 166 amino acids. The transcript has 3 exons.
AUGAUCGUCGCUUCAUCAACAUCGCGCAGAGCGGCGAGAGCCCAAAUCGCGCCCGUGUUGUUGUUUGCAUUGUCAUUGGCGGUCAGUGGAGAAGGAAAAGGUGGAGGGGGACAUGGCCGUGGAAGUAGUUCAACAAGUUCGGGAAGUUCCAGCGGUAGCUCGUCGUCGUCAUCGAGUUCAGGCUCAAGUAGUGGCGGCGGUAGUUCUGGCGGAACGGUCAUCACUAGCACGGGCUCUGGCUCGAGUCGCAGAUGCUUCAAUGAGCACAAUCAGCAAAUCAAGUGCCCCGUGAAUAAGAAGGCGUACCUCAUCGCAGGCUCAAUUGUUGGCGGACUCGUCGGUCUGGUCGUUAUACUUUCCAUUUUGAUCUGGUUCUUGAAGCGGAGAAGGCACCUACGUGUUGUAAACGAGACUACGGAAGUGCCCACCAAGCCCACGCCUCCUAGUCGCAAGAACACGAACGAAAAGGACUACGAGCGCCUCAAGGAGCCUCCAGUAUAA